AUGGAUAAAAUUCUCUCAGUAUUUUGUGUACUGCUCUUGUUCCUUUAUCCUUCUUCUGCAUUGCCUUUGUGCACUGACUUGAGAGCACCUACAACUCCAAAGAGCAAUUUAGCAUUCUGUCCAUAUAAUGGAAAAUCGUGCUGUAAUCCGUCUGAAGAUCUGGAGUUGCAGAAGAGAUUUCAGGCUAUGAACAUAUCUGAUUCUACCUGUGCCUCAGCUGUGAAAUCAAUCCUCUGUGCAACAUGUGAUCCAUUCUCAGCAGAGUUGUUUAAGGUAAAAUCAGAGCCUCGCCCAGUUCCAAUCCUUUGCAAUUCUACUGCUGGUGCACCUCUCUCAUCUUUGUCAGAUAACGACUUUUGUUCAACAACAUGGAAUUCUUGUCAAAAUGUAAUGAUCCUGAAUUCUCCCUUCGCCCCUUCAUUACAAAGUAAGGCUCAAGUACCACAAAAUGCCAGCAUAUCCAAGCUCACUGACCUAUGGCAAUCGAAAAGUGAUUUUUGUAAUGCAUUUGGUGGUGUCACGGAUGAGAUUUCCAUUUGUUUUAAUGGCGAACCGGUCUCUCUUAACGAAACCAAUACUUUGCCUCCAACAAAAGGCGUGUGUUUGGAGAAAAUUGGCAAUGGAUCUUAUCUUAAUAUGGUAGCUCAUCCCGAUGGAUCUAAUCGGGCUUUCUUCUCCAACCAAGCUGGCAAAAUUUGGUUGGCCACGAUUCCUGAUCAGGAUUCGGGAGAGGUAAUGGGAAUUGAUGAGUCGAGUCCAUUUGUAGACUUAACAGAUCAAGUUCAUCUUGAUACUAGUUUCGGGAUGAUGGGAAUGGCUUUUCAUCCAGACUUUGCAAACAAUGGCCGGUUUUUUGCAUCGUAUAAUUGUGACAAAGAGAAGUCUCCGGGAUGUGGUGGAAUUUGUGCUUGUAAUUCUGAUGUAGGAUGCGACCCCUCGCAGUUAGGUUCACUAGACUCAGGGCCUCACUGCAAAUAUCAGACCAUUGUUUCUGAGUUUACGGCUAAUGGAACUGCUUCAAAUCCAUCAUUGGCUGAAACGGCCAAGCCAUUGGAAGUAAGAAGAAUAUUUACGAUGGGGCUUCCAUUUGGAGCAAACCACGGUGGUCAAAUACUCUUUGGGCCAGACGAUGGAUAUUUAUAUAUCAUGAUGGGUGAUGGUGGAAGCAAAGGAGAUCCCUAUAAUUUUGCACAAAAUAAGAAGUCAUUGCUCGGAAAGAUAAUAAGGGUUGAUGUGGACUUUAUACCACGUGAAGAGGAAAUAGUUAAACUUGGUUUGUGGGGAAACUAUUCUAUCCCACAGGAUAAUCCAUAUUCUGAAGAUAAAGAAUUGGGGCUGGAAAUUUGGGCCCUAGGUUUAAGAAAUCCGUGGCGUUGUAGCUUUGAUUCAGAAAGGCCUUCCUAUUUCCUGUGUGCUGAUGUUGGACAGGAUCAAUAUGAAGAGCAAACUCCAGGGGGAAAUACUUCUGCUAAUUCCAUCGAUUCAAUUUUGCCCAUAUUGGGAUAUAGUCACUCAGAGAUAAAUAAACUAGGAUCUGCAGCAAUAUCAGGAGGAUAUUUCUACCGUGCAAAGACUGAUCCCUGCACGUAUGGAAGUUACUUGUAUGGAGAUUUAUAUGCCAAUCAUAUAUGGGCAGCAUCAGAAACUCCUCAAGACAGCGGAAAUUUUUCUACAACUGACAUCCCUUUCAGCUGUGCUCCAAGUUCUCCAAUCAGGUGCAGCUCAGUGCCUAAUAGCAAUCUUCCUGCUUUAGAAUACAUUUUCUCAUUUGGAGAGGAUAACAGGAAAGAUGUUUUCAUUUUAACACAAAGUGGAGUGUAUCGAGUUGUUCGGCCAAGUCGCUGCGGUGGAGGUGGUCCCUCUCCGGCUUCUGUCGGUGGAGGUUUUCCCUCUCCGGCUUCUUGCCGGUUGAGGUCGUGGUUUGGUGGUCUUGGUUUGGUGGGUGUUGGUUUGCUGUGGGUGUGUGGUUGUGGACUGGAGUUGGGUGAGGCCGGAAUGUUUUCAGUUGUUGGCUUGGGUUUGGACUUGGGUUUCAGAUGGUCUUCUACUGCUGUGGCUUGA
This is a messenger RNA of Fraxinus pennsylvanica, 2061 nucleotides long. Lineage: Eukaryota; Viridiplantae; Streptophyta; Magnoliopsida; Lamiales; Oleaceae. The record is from the annotation of a GenBank genome assembly.